AUGUAAGAUAUAUAAAAGAGUGAUGGAGAUGAGAUAGUUUUUCACAUUACAAAAAAUGCUGAGCAAUACGAACCAAAUAUAGUAUUAGAGAGUUUGCCUAAUGACAAACCAGUCUAGAAUUCAAUUAGAUUUGAAGAUAUUAAAUUAGUAUAGUCAUUACAAGUAUCAGGAGAUGGCCAUUAUUAAUCUGUUAGAAUAAUCUGUCCAUAAUGCAAGAUGAAGGUAAGUUUUUUUAAGAUUAUAUUUUUAGAUUAAUACAAUCAUAACUAGAAAGGUUGGAUUAUAUACUUUUAUAGCUGGAGCACUUCUUAUUUUCUGUUCUUUUGGAUUUAUAUGUGUUUCUUGUACUCCUUGUUUUAUAGAUGAUUGUAAAGAUGUUUAACAUUCUUGUCCAAAUUGUAAUCAAUUUUUAGGAAGGACUUAGUUUAAUAUAUUUGAUGAUUGA
Paramecium sonneborni is the source of this 445-nucleotide messenger RNA. The record is from the annotation of a GenBank genome assembly. NCBI's taxonomy places the organism in Eukaryota, Ciliophora, Oligohymenophorea, Peniculida, Parameciidae.